This is a messenger RNA of Lathyrus sativus (Indian pea), 1410 nucleotides long. NCBI's taxonomy places the organism in Eukaryota, Viridiplantae, Streptophyta, Magnoliopsida, Fabales, Fabaceae. The record is from the annotation of a GenBank genome assembly.
AUGAUUGAACCCUACAACAAGCUUGUUAAACUAGCCGCGAGAGCUUUCUAUGACGAUCUUACCAGCAAAGGAGAUAAUCAACCCAAAACGGGAAGGAGUGAUAACAGAGGAAUUGCCGUAGUUGUUCUUGAUGCGCUCACCAGACGACAAUGGGUUAGAGAAGAAGACUUGGCAAAGGACCUCAAAUUGCAUUCAAAGCAACUUCGUCGAACUCUGCGGUUCUUUGAAGAAGAAAAAAUUAUCACACGAGAUCAUAGGAGAGAGACAGCAAAAGGUGCAAAAAUAUAUAGCGCAGCUGUAGCUGCUACAGCUGAUGCUGCAACAGGAAAGGAGGGAGAAGAAAAGGUCAAGCUACAUACACACUCUUACUGUUGUCUAGAUUAUGCACAGAUAUAUGAUGUGGUUAGGUACAGACUGCAUCGCAUGAAGCAUAAGCUGAAAGAUGAAUUGGAGAACAAAAACACUGUUCAGGAAUAUAUAUGUACAAACUGUGGGAAAAGAUACAAUGCUUUGGAUGCAUUGCGGUUGAUAUCUUUUGAGGACGAGGACUUCCAUUGUGAGCGGUGUAAUGGAAAACUAGAGGUUGAAAGUGAUAAGUUAGCUGCUCAAGAUGGGGGAGAUGGAGAUGGAGAUGAAAAUGCAAGAAGACGACGGCGUGAAAAGCUAAAGGACAUGCUUCAAAAGAUGGAGGUACAACUCAAGCCUUUAAUAGACCAACUCAGUCGGGUAAAAGAUUUGCCGGUUCCAGAAUUUGGCACUCUUCAAGCAUGGGAAGCUCGAGCUAGUGCAGCUGGGCGUGCAGCUAAUGGAGAAAAUGCUGGCGAUUCUAAAAUGUCUCAUUUGGGAUAUAAUGGUGCACCAAUGCCAUACAGUGGAGAUACCAAGGUGGUAGUUGACUUCAAUGGUACUGAAGGCAAAGGAGAGGGUGUUAAAUCUGAAACUGACAGUACAUCUUUAAAGGUUUUGCCUCCAUGGAUGAUUACAUCAGGUAUGAAUCUAACGAAGGAACAACGUGGAGAAGUGAAGCAGGAAAUAAAAAUGGAUGGGACUUCAACUUCCACAGCAGCACAAUAUACAGACGAGAAAAAGUCAACAAUUGUGCAUGAUGAUAAAAAUAUACAGGAUGAGUAUAUUAAGGCCUAUUACGCCGCUUUAGUUAAGAAGCAACACGAAUUGGAAGAAGCUGCAAAAAAUCCCCUAGAUGGGAACGGUGCAGAUGAUCCUUCUGGCAGUACUUCCAAUCGCAAAGUUGGCGGUAAAUCAAAACGCGAGGAAGAUGAUGAUGGUACUGAAUGGGAAGAAGCUCCUGUUAGAGGAAAUGGAGGUUACAAGGUGGAUUUGAAUGUUGAAGCUGAUGCUCCAGCAGAGGACGAGGAGGAUGAGGACGAUGUCGACUGGGAGGAAGGUUGA